Mirounga angustirostris (Northern elephant seal) is the source of this 2879-nucleotide messenger RNA. Its product is annotated as fibrous sheath CABYR-binding protein-like. The transcript is spliced from 2 exons. The record is from RefSeq and is a predicted model, not a curated record. The coding region runs from base 1060 to 2592 and encodes 510 amino acids. NCBI's taxonomy places the organism in Eukaryota, Metazoa, Chordata, Mammalia, Carnivora, Phocidae.
UAUUCUCAAGCCCAAUUCUCAAGCUUCAAGUGAGUGUAGUUUUUGGGCUCCAGUCGAUUUUCCUAUUUUUGACAGUUUUCCUACCUCACUCUGUUGGGAAUAGUGGGAAAAGCAGUUAUUUAAGUCUUCCCAAGGGUCUGGGCAAGCAGGUGAUCAAAAGUGGUUAACAAUAAAGGGGAAGAGGGGCGCCUGGGUGGCUCAGUUGGUUAAGCGACUGCCUUCGGCUCAGGUCAUGAUCCUGGAGUCCCGGGAUCGAGUCCCGCAUCGGGCUCCCUGCUCGGCGGGGAGUCUGCUUCUCCCUCUGACCCUCCUCCCUCUCAUGCUCUCUGUCUCUCAUUCUCUCUCUCAAAUAAAUAAAUAAAAUCUUAAAAAAAAAAAAUAAAGGGGAAGAAAACGUAGAGUGGAAAAAGCCUCAAGUAUCCACUCCUAGGUCUGGUAUUAACUAGCACAAGAAUGUAACUACCCGCAAACGGGUAAAACGGGAAUUAAGAUUUAACAAUAGCUCCUAAUCUGGCCACUUCACCAAAACAAAGGAAAAGCAUUAACUUCUCGGAAGGCGGCAGCACCUGGGGGCCACGCUGUACGCUCAGCUGGGGGAAGAGUUACUAAAAAGAGGGUCCUUGCCCUUUGCUCUCCUUCAGGAACUCACCCUUGCUCUCGAAGGCGGGGGGCGCGGGGGAAAAUAAUGCAGCUACUUCACUCCCCAAAAGCGGGGACUCAGACCACAGCCCCCAGAACUAAACUGCCCACACUCCCGCCCUGACGCGGCCAGACUCCGCGCUGGGAGUGACGCAGUGGGCGGAAACACUGCGCAUGCGGGGAGGACGUGCGCGCGGGCGACGGGGCGUACUGCGCACGCGCCCCUCUCUUGGGAGGUGCCCCCCCUUUUUUUCUCACGGCAGGUGAGAGGCGGCCUCCCUCUCCUGCCCUCUCGCCCCGCCCCCUGAGCGGCGCACCCGGGGGGCGUUGCCAUGGCGACCCAGGGGCCACAGCGGGCUUGCGGCGGCACAACCCGCCGGGUCUCUGAGGACCUGGCGGCGGCGACAACAGUGGCAAGUCAUGGAGCUUUCAAGAAACAACGUCGAGGAGACCAGGAAGCACACGGGCCUCGGGCGUUGCAGGCAUUUCUUCUGGCUGGGCGUGGUCUUCGACACGGUGGGCGCGACCCUGCUGUUCACCGGGGUCUUCGCGCACCUGCUCUUCUACGACCUGCUGCUCUACCUGGGUUCCAUCAUCAUCUUCUUCAGCCUGCUGUGGUGGGUCUUCUGGUACACCGGCAACAUCGAACUGACUGCUGAAGAGUCCUUGAAGAGGCCCUUCUACGUGCCCUCCUCCACCAUGGUGGGCGCGCUGAGCCACCGCCUCUCUCUCACCUUCUGCAACGUGUCCACCACCUUGACGCGGAUCCGGCGGCGCUGCGGUCCCAGGACGUUCCUUCUUAGACCUGCUUCUCUGAGUAUGACCGUCACGGCCCGGCUCGAAAACCAGCUGGAGAAGCAAGACCAGGGCAAAGACGGACCGACAGGUGCCCAGGAGAGCGGCGAUGUGCAAAACCUGGGCAGCGAGGACCUGGGCCCCAAACCUGAAGCUGUCCGAAGUUCAGAGGGAGUUCGCUCCCCGGGCUCUGAUGCUGGGUCUCGGGGCCCCGAGGCUGGGCUGCCAGGGCUUGUGAAAGGAUCGUUUUUCACUCCAGACCAGCCUCGGCCCCCAGCCGUCCUCCCCUCCAGGAGCCUGCCUGUAAUCCCCUCGGCCUCUACUCGCCAGCCUCUAGCCGUGCGUGUUUCCAGGAGCCAGCCGGCGGGCACUCUUGCCUCUGCAGGCCAGCCGGCUGCCUCCUUGGCUUCUGCCAGUCAGCCUGCGCUCAGUGUUGCCUCUGAGAGUCAGCCUGCUGUCCCCUUGUCCUCGUUGACUCAACCUACAGUCAUCCUUGCCUGUCAGAGCCAGACUGCAGUGUCUGUGGCCCCUCAGAGCCAGCCCUUUGUGCCUGUGGCCUCUCAGGACCACUCCUUGGUUUCCGCGGCCUCUCAGGUCCAUCCCCUGGUGCCAUUGCCUGCACAGAGCAACCUCCAGGUCCUUUUGGCCUCUCAAAGCCACCCCCUGGUGUCUGUGGCCGCACAGAGCCAACUCCAAGUCCCACUAGCCUCACAGAACCAGCUGGAGAAUCUUCCUCCUGCUUCUCAAACUCCAUCUUCAGGUGCUCAGGCUUCCCAAUUGGAGGCCCUGGCCACCCCUGUGUCUCUGAUCCAGCUCCAAUCGUCCCAGUCUUUUCAGACCCAACCUGUGGACCUGCGGGUCUCCCUUGCUGUCCAUGACUUUCAGGCCUUCUAUCACAGCCGACAGACCCUCCAGAGCAUCUCUUUGGUCCAAGAGAUUGCUCCCAGCCCGUCCGCGCCUGUCCAGGAGUUUCAGAGGAAGCCACUUGCACAGGCUUUUGAGACUCCGCCACCAGCGGGCCAGGAGCUAAGUCAGGAAUUCCCUGCCACCGCGUCCCCACCCCAUGAGUCCCAGGCUCCAGCUUCUCAGGCCCAGCGAUCAGUGUCUCCUGAGAGCACACCCACCCCUGCCUCAGAGAAGACAAGUCGCCCUCCCUAGUACAGAACUGGACCCGUGCCAUCGGAGUGGCCGCUCAGGCCUUUGCCAAAAUCACCAAAGUUUCUACAGAUUUAAGUGCCAACUUUAUAAAAGCACAAAUACUUACCUUAACCUCGUUUUGGAAACUUCCGUGUGAGUCCUGACCUAUCUCAGACCAGCAGGCCUGCUACAUGGCCUCUGCCAAGUAUGUGUGUGUCAGUGUUGGGGGAGACUUUUCCAGCUUCAGAUCAUAAAGUUCUUUAUUGCCAGAAUUUUAAGCCAUAAUAAACUAUGCUACUCCAAAUGAA